GUAUCAAAAAUAUAUAAAUAGAUAGUAUACAUAACAAGAAUACAAGUACUUAAACACUGUUAACUUCAGCUGAAUAUUCACCAUUAUAUUUGAAAUACAAUAUAUUUUAGGAUUUGAAGAAUACAAGGAAAAUAUAUAGAUAAAAAGAUGUAUAAAUAGCCGAUGUGCUGUAAGCUUCCGAACACCACGUCAACAAACCGGCAUGCGUGAACUGUUGACGUUUUAUUAUCACAACAACUUUACAGUAUAACAAUUUGGAUGUGUUCGGAUGACAUAGCACUACCACCGAGUGAGGAUGGGUUGGUCCAUUCUUCAGUCAUUUUCAAAACGGCAAUUCCAAGCCAGUUGGAGCCUGCCACUUGCUACUGUUGCAAGGAAAUUUUGCUCAGAGUUCAACUUAGCUAAAUGUAUCACCUUGAACCAGAAGCCACCCCCAUGGAAAGUAAUGUUCUUUGGGACUGAUGACUUCUCUCUUAAGAGCUUGGAGGUACUGCACAUGGAGCUGAUGAAAGGAGGAUUGAUAAAAAGAUUAGAUGUUGUAUCAGUGCCCCUGAAGAAGUCCCUGACAGUUGUACGACAUUUUUGUCAAAAGGAAGGACUUCAGAUAACUGACUGGCCAGUGACUGUACCCCAAGGAGUAUAUGAUGUUGGUAUUGUGGCAUCUUUUGGACACCUUAUUCCUGCAUCAGUCAUCAAUGCCUUUCCUAUGGGAAUUGUAAAUGUACAUGGGUCCCUGUUACCACGGUGGAGGGGGGCAGCACCAGUCAUCCAUGCUCUGCUAAACCAAGACCAACAGACUGGGAUCACCUUGAUGAGGAUUGCACCCUUCAGGUUUGAUGUUGGACAUGUGAUAUGCAAAGUAGUGGUACCAGUAGAAUGGAACAUCAAAAGCAGAGCAUUGACAGCACAAUUGGCAGAGGUGGGAGCUCAGGAGCUAUUGUCUAUUCUUCCUAAUCUUCCACAACACCUCAGGGAAGCUAGCCCUCAGUCAACUGAAGGCAUUACAAGAGCUCCUAAGGUUAAUGAAGCAGCAUCAAGGGUAUGGUGGGUCAAGUGGUCCUGCAGUGAUGUUCAGGCUCAUUAUCGUGCUUUGGAUGACUACACACCAUUGUGGUCUCUUUGGCAGGGGACACCUAUCAGACUAAGGAGUAUGGUGAUGCAGAAGAAAUGGUCCAAUAACAAGAUAGAUGACAAGAUGCAAAUUAAUGGAUGUGGAAGUGAAAGUGAAAAUAGAGAAAGUGAAUUUAUAAAAGAUGUACACAAUUAUUGUAGAAAUGAUUCUGCAACAAAAAAUCAAUUUGUGAUGAAAAACAGUACUAAGGCUCAUCUUAGUGAUAAUAUUGACAAUUGUAGCCAAAAAAAUGUUGAAAGAACAAUUCCAGGAAGUGUGAUGUAUAACAGGAAAGCUAAGGAAAUUAGGGUUCACUGCAGAGAUGGCUGGGUUACAUUUCAACACGUAAUGUUGAAAGGACGCAAACUCAUGACUGCCCAGGACUUCUACAAUGGUUUCAUGAGCAAAGUUUCUAAAGAUUUACACAGAUUCACCUAAUACAUAUACCAUUCUGUAAAGUGAGAACAAUGUGAGAUAUACAAAGUAUUAAGGCAUUUGAAUGUAGAAAAGGCUUCAAACAGACAAAAUGUAAAGUCUUGAAUAUCGGGUUUUUCGAAGUAUAUUGGCAAAAUGAAUGCUUCACAUAUGUUAACCAGUAUAAAAGCAAGCUAAGUUGCCAGAGAAUACUAAUAUUCAUUAUUGUUCCAUUUCAAAUACAAAAAUAUAACUGUGAUGAUUCCUAUAGUUAUAGAGGGACAAGCUUACACAGUGUAUCCAGGUGUCAUAAUUUUAAAUGAGAUACUGAUGGCAACACUAGAUGAAAUGUAAAUAAGACAGGAAACAUUAACCCCUUCAACACAAGAACAUAUUUUGUGUCAAAAGAGUGCUCAUAACAUAUCUGAGGAUGUGCAUACCAUUUCAUGGCUAUAUUAGGCUAAGAUGAUGUCAUUUUUUCCCCCAGAUACAGUAGACCUUUCAAAAUGUAGGUCAGAUGUGAUAUAAUGGAUUAUUUGACUUUCAUCAUUAUUACAAAGAUGUAUGAUUUGUUCAGACUGAGAUAAGUACUGAUGUGCCCUGCUGGCAAUAAUUUUAUUUUAUGGAAUAUUAAUUUACCAUAAAAAUGAACAUCUGUUGAAAAUGGCCAAGAGCAAGCAAAUUAUAAUACUUUUUCUUUAAAAUUUGUGUUGGUUUACUUCAUGAUGUAUGUACCAUGAAUGAAAAACUUACUAUCUAUUGUCAUUCUUAUUUCUGUAGGAGAGAGAGAGAGAGAGAGAGAGAGAGAGAGAGAGAGAGAGAGAGAGAGAGAGAGAGAGAGAGAGAGAGAGAGAGAGAGAGAGAGAGAGAGAGAGAGAGAGAGAGAGAGAGAGAGAGAGAGUUGCCUCUGAGACAUCACCUCCCAGAUUAGAUACAGUGCCAGGAGCUGUUUUCUGUUCCUCUGAGUGAAGAAGUUAAGGAAUGGUAAAAGAUGUUGUGGACCUUAAGAAGGCAAAGGAUGAUGGAAAGAUUAGAUGUGUUGGAUUUAUGGAGUAGAUGGCAUCUUGUUUAGAAACAAGGACACAAUGCCAGUGCAUGUUUUUUUAAAACAGAAUAGAGCAAGGGUUAGAUUAACACAAGUGUGUGGAGUUAGUUUAGCAGCUCAAUAUGCACAUGGAUGGUUUCAUCAAGAGAUGAAAGCCAGAAUGAGAUUUUGGAAUGCCAAGAUUAACUUGACACCAGGAGUCUUCACAGAUUAUGUAGUGCUACUGGUAAUGUAAAAAAACAAUGAAAGGUGCACAUCUUGUAUGAAUACAGUAAGCCCCUGCGCUUGGUGAAUUUAUUAGUCUGGUGAAACUACCGCCAAAUGCGAAUUUCGCCAAGCACAAGUUCUUUAUACCAUAUAAAUUGCCUAAAAAAUACCUCAAUCAGUUUUUGGUCAUUGCCAAAGUCUCUCUUUUGACCCCUAAAGUACCAUA
This is a messenger RNA of Portunus trituberculatus (swimming crab), 3003 nucleotides long. Its product is annotated as methionyl-tRNA formyltransferase, mitochondrial-like. The coding region runs from base 296 to 1549 and encodes 417 amino acids. Gene Ontology annotation, molecular function: methionyl-tRNA formyltransferase activity. The transcript has 5 exons. Gene Ontology annotation, biological process: biosynthetic process; conversion of methionyl-tRNA to N-formyl-methionyl-tRNA. Gene Ontology annotation, cellular component: mitochondrion. The record is from RefSeq and is a predicted model, not a curated record. NCBI's taxonomy places the organism in Eukaryota, Metazoa, Arthropoda, Malacostraca, Decapoda, Portunidae.